This is a messenger RNA of Plasmodium relictum, 873 nucleotides long. It is a transcript of the gene DHHC3, whose product is annotated as palmitoyltransferase, putative. Gene Ontology annotation, biological process: peptidyl-L-cysteine S-palmitoylation; protein targeting to membrane. The transcript has 6 exons. Gene Ontology annotation, molecular function: protein-cysteine S-palmitoyltransferase activity. Bases 1 to 873 code for a protein of 290 amino acids. Lineage: Eukaryota; Apicomplexa; Aconoidasida; Haemosporida; Plasmodiidae. Gene Ontology annotation, cellular component: Golgi apparatus; endoplasmic reticulum. The record is from RefSeq and is a predicted model, not a curated record.
AUGAAUAAACGUAUAUUUACUUUAAGAGAUGAUACAAGAUCAAAAGAAGCUCAUGAAUUUGUUCGUAAAAAUGGGUUUACACUACCACUACAAAUUUUUCAAUUGAUGUCUUUUUUAAUUUAUGUAAUAAUAAUUGCAUUAAUUAUUUUAAUUACAGCAUUUAAUACAGAUACCAUUUAUAUAUUUUUUUAUAUAUUUUUUGGUGUUCUAAUAAUUACAAUUUUUGUAUUAUCUUACGUUGUAACAAAAAUAAAUCCAAUUGAUCCCUUGUCAUUUAAAUAUAUAAAUAAUAAAAUAAAUGACGAAGAGGUUAAGAAUUUAUAUCAUUGUGAUAUAUGUGGAUUUGUAGAAGCCAAAAGUAAGCAUUGUAAAGUAUGCAACAAAUGUGUUUCCGUUUUUGAUCAUCAUUGUAUGUGGGUUAAUAAUUGUAUAGGAAAAAAAAAUUAUAAAUAUUUCGUAGGACUAUUAACAGUUUUAACAAUUUUUAAUUGUUUCGUUUUUGUGUUUUGUAUAAUUUAUUUUAUUAAUUCUCUAAAAUAUGAUUUUAUAAAAGACAGAUGGAAAAAUUCUUAUGGAUCCUAUAAUGAUAUAUUAUUUUAUAUUUUAUUAUGCUCACUUUUUAUAUUAAAUGGAACAGUUUUUAUUUUAGUGAUACAACUUUUUGGAUUACAUAUUUUUUUAAUUUCAAAAAAGAUGACAACCUAUGAAUAUAUCCUUAAUAGAGCUCAUCAAUCUGAAAGAAAAGAAAAGAAGACAGUUAAAACAUUUUUUGAAUGGAUAAUUAUAGAUAAAAAGCGCUUGAAAAGAUCAAAAAAUAAAAAUCAAGAUAUAGAAAAUCAAGAAAUUGAAAGAGAUAUGACUAUAAAAAAUUAA